Molecule: messenger RNA, 931 nt
Organism: Sinocyclocheilus grahami
Lineage: Eukaryota; Metazoa; Chordata; Actinopteri; Cypriniformes; Cyprinidae
Product: transmembrane protein 82-like
Exons: 4
Coding region: 1-882 (293 amino acids)
Source: RefSeq, a predicted model, not a curated record
AUGUUAAUCACAGGGCUUGUGGGUGCUUGUGGAAUCUGGGUUCUUCGUAACCUUUUAAAAACUUACUUGUUUGUUGAGGCACAGAGUAUCGCAGAUCCUGAAACAGACAUUAAACGACGGAACAGACUAAAUGGUGGACUAACAGAGAAAAUUCAGUUCUGGAUCCUAACAGUGGUUCUUUCAGUUGUGGGGUCUCGCGUUGCAUCACUGGUAGUUUUAGAGUUCUCUCUUAGAGCCAUUUCAGCAAGGAUCACAGGAGGAUCAGACUCAAUAAUUGACCCAUUGUUACUGAUGCUUGUCCAGUGCCAGUUCUCCUUGGGCUGCGCAUUAACCUGCAGCCUUAAUUUCCUCCAUGAGGGGGCACCGCAAGGCUGGCUAAGCCUCCUCCUUGCAGUUGGACUGAGCUGGUUCUUGGCAAGCCGGUGCAGCAGAGUAUGGCGACAUGUAAAUACAAUGUAUCCAAUACAUAGUACACAGCGCUAUUGUGGACUUUGCAUUGGACUAUUAACCACUGGCAGUUCUAUAUUAACCUGGCUCUGCAGUGCCCUAAUUAUAACUUUUAGUGUAUCUGGAAUUGCUGCUAUAUCAAACAUAAACCAACACUUUCUAUCAACCACUGAGGCUCUGAGAUUUUGGACCCCACUCACAAUCUGCUACACUCUGCUGGUUGUGUACAUGAAUGAGGAUCGACAUCAUCCGCCUGGCCAGCAGAUUCUCAAUACAGUUGUUGUGCGACUGGGUGGGCUUUUUGUGUUACUGAUUACAGUGGGCAGCUGGUCAGAUGUACUCCAUGUUCUAAUCUGCUUCACUGGUGAAGCUGCAUGCCUGUUUACAUCUCAAGACCUUUUGGAAGCCAUAUAUCAGGUUAGAAAUAAUAAUUGAUUGCAUUUGCUUAUCUCUUCAUCUGAUCCCCAAGGCAUUCAGUAGAUAA